Molecule: messenger RNA, 2505 nt
Organism: Amblyraja radiata (thorny skate)
Lineage: Eukaryota; Metazoa; Chordata; Chondrichthyes; Rajiformes; Rajidae
Gene: yars1
Product: tyrosyl-tRNA synthetase 1
Exons: 14
Coding region: 159-1742 (527 amino acids)
Biological process (GO): tyrosyl-tRNA aminoacylation
Molecular function (GO): ATP binding; tyrosine-tRNA ligase activity; tRNA binding
Source: RefSeq, a predicted model, not a curated record
UCGGCAGCGUCUGCGCAGGCGCACGCCGGCCGCUGAUGCAACCCUGGAUGAUGACCUGUGGGAGGAGGCUGUGCUGGUAGCGGGAAGGUGAGAGGAUCAUUCAUCGUUGGAUCGCUCGGUUGUGCUGUACAGGGUCAUCAUUGGAAGUAUUCAACAACAUGGGGGAAAAGAAAGAUGUUCAGGAGAAAAUCAAUCUUAUCACAAGAAACUUGCAGGAAGUCUUGGGUGAGGAUAAGUUGCAUUCCAUUCUGCAAGAACGCAACUUGAAUGUAUACUGGGGAACAGCUACGACUGGAAAACCUCACAUAGCAUACUUCGUGCCAAUGUCAAAGAUUGCUGACUUCCUGAAAGCUGGGUGUGAGGUAACUAUUUUAUUUGCUGAUUUGCAUGCUUAUUUGGACAACAUGAAAGCUCCCUGGGAACUUCUCCAGUUGAGAACACAGUACUAUGAACAUAUCAUAAAAGCCAUGCUGGAAAGUAUAGGUGUACCAACAGAAAAGCUCAAGUUUGUGAGAGGAACAGAUUUUCAGUUAAGCAGGGAAUACACUUUGGAUGUCUACAGGUUGUCCUCUGUAGUGACUCAACAUGAUGCCAAAAAGGCUGGUGCUGAAGUUGUUAAACAAGUGGAGCAUCCACUUCUCAGUGGUCUACUAUACCCUGGGUUACAGGCCUUGGAUGAAGAAUAUCUGAAGGUUGACGCACAAUUUGGUGGUAUUGAUCAGAGGAAAAUAUUCACAUUUGCAGAAAAGUGCCUUCCAGCUCUUGGGUUUGCCAAGCGUAUUCAUUUAAUGAACCCUAUGGUCCCAGGUCUGACUGGAGGAAAAAUGAGCUCAUCUGAAGAGGAAUCCAAAAUUGAUUUGCUGGACAAAAGGGAAGAUGUAAAAAAGAAGAUGAAAAGAGCAUUCUGUGAACCUGGCAAUGUGGAGAACAAUGGCAUUUUGUCAUUUGUAAGGCAUGUCUUGUUUCCAUUGCACGAAGAUUUUGUAAUUUUGAGAGAUGAAAAGUUUGGUGGCAACAAGACCUAUUUAGAAUAUAGCAAACUUGAAAAUGACUUCCGUGAUCAGACUAUUCACCCUGGAGAUCUAAAGAGUUCUGUGGAGGUUGUGUUAAAUAAUCUCUUGGACCCGAUCAGGAAGAAAUUUCAAACACCUGAGAUGCAGCAACUAAUCAAAGAAGCUUAUCCCACACCUAAGAAACAACCAAAGGGAACUACCAAAGGACCAGCUUCUGAGAAUUAUGAAGUUAUACCUUCCAGGCUUGAUAUUCGAGUCGGCAGGAUCGUCGGUGUGGAGAAUCAUCCUGAUGCAGAGAGUCUGUACGUGGAGCAAGUGGACAUUGGAGAAGCACAGCUACGAACAGUUGUCAGUGGGUUAGUGCCGUACGUCGCUGCUGAGGAUCUCCUGAAUCGGAACGUUGUCAUGUUGUGUAAUCUGAAGCCACAGAAGAUGCGAGGAAUUGAAUCUCAAGCCAUGUUGCUUUGUGCAUCCAUAGAGGGGGAGAAGCGUAAAGUGGAGCCUUUAAAUCCUCCAGAAGGCUCUGAACCAGGAGAGCGGGUGUUCAUAGAGGGAUUUGAAAACGGCCCAGCAGAUGAUGAACUGAAACCAAAGAAAAAAAUAUUUGAAAAGUUACAGGUUGAUUUCAAGAUUUCAGACGACUGCACAGCCCAGUGGCAACAGAAGAACUUUAUGACGAAACUUGGUGCUGUUACAUGUAAAUCUUUAAAAGGCGGAAGUAUAAGUUAAUGAAUAACUCCUGCUUGGAAAUACAAGGAUUGCUUUUCUUCUGCAUUCAGGCUUCAGCUCCAGUCCUUUACAGUAAGGAUGUCAUCGCAGUCUCUCAGUGAGUUGAGACUCGGGUUGUAUCAUCUUUCAAUAGUGGUGAAAUAUCAAGGAAUUUAACAAUGGUUCUUAAUCUUGGAACAAUCUCAUGAAUAGUAUCUAACGUACCAAUGAUCAAUGUGUACAAUGCAUUUGUUGCCAAUGUGACAUUCUUGCUUGAUUACUGGAAAUUAUUUUGGGCGUUUUCACUGUCACGGUAAUUCUCUUUGCUUGUAUCUAAGUUGGGAUAUUUAUUCUUCUUGCGUAUGGCGUGCACAACCUAAAGUUGUAGGACAACUUGUUCUAUUUGAUUGUGCACGCCAAGUUGAUUGCAUUCAUCAAAACAGGGCGGACAACGCGAAGGUUACAACCUCCCACCCCGUUGGGAUAUUUGAAAGCAUGUUAAUCUUACACUUGACUGAUGGGAUACUAAAGAUCCACUAUCUCCUUAAUUUAUCCUGAUGAAGUGGAAAGAGCACAGCAUCUCACAAACUAAAUCCCCUGCCCUGCAGACCAUCAGCAUCUCCUGCCCCAUCUUUGGAAAAGUCUGUGCUUUCCACAUUGAUGCUGUUAGCCACCUGUAAACCCUCAAAACAAAGCUGAAACAAGUCAUCCUAGAUCUAGAAGAACUAGCAAGAAUGCUUUCAUUAAAACCCACUUUAAAAACAAAAAAGGGUCAUUAAUUUAA